Molecule: messenger RNA, 420 nt
Organism: Penicillium angulare
Lineage: Eukaryota; Fungi; Ascomycota; Eurotiomycetes; Eurotiales; Aspergillaceae
Product: CVNH domain-containing protein
Exons: 3
Coding region: 1-420 (139 amino acids)
Source: RefSeq, a predicted model, not a curated record
AUGAAGUUCGGCACCCUUUCCGCAAUCAAGCUAGUGCUUCUGGGCUCCCUGUCACUUGAAGUGGCCGCCAACUCAGGAUACGCAGCAAGUUGCAAUAGCAUCUACUUUACAGACCCCGGUCGUCAGACGACCUAUUAUACGCUCCUCGCAAAUUGCCGGGAAAACAGCGGCAUUUAUAAAGUCGACUCGCAAAUCAAUCUUGGAUCAUGCUUUGGCAACUCGGGCGGAAAACUUGUUGCUAUGAAGAACGGUGCUUUCGGUGCGUCGUGCAAAGAUGUGUCGUUGAGUGGCACUGUUCUCAAAGCUUCAUGUGGCAAUGGCGCUGGGGCAUAUGUUUCGACUUCAAUCGACACAAAUAACUAUAUUGGUAACGCCAACGGUUUAAUGUGUUGCUACAACGCUUGUGUUAACGAGGGCUGA